AGUUUCAAUCUGGUUCGCGUGGGGUCCGGUCGUGUCGUUACAGUCUGAAAAAUACGCGAACUCUCGCGUGUUCAAUUGAAAUAGUAAGUCACGUGCUUUUUAACCGAAAUGUGAAGUGUAUGUAUGUAUGAGUUUCGCAUGGAUGUUUUGUUUCGUAAAUAUGUGGUUUAAGUGCUAAUAAUUGUGGAUUUAAAUUAGUUAAAAUGCUGUUGAUCAUUCUGAGUGUGUUCAUUGCACACAGCGUGUCGCACACUAUCACACUUUUGGACGUGCCCCGGUGGACUGAUCCUAAAAAAGAAGCAGAGCUACGGUGUCAGUACGCGAGGCAGCCUCUCGAUCCUCCGUUGCACUCCGUCAAAUGGUACAAAGACACUCACGAGAUCUUCAGAUACACCCCUCAAGAGCUCGAGACCAGAGCCUUCAAUAGCAGUGGAGUAAUCGUCACGAAUGAUUCAUGCAACCCCGAGGAGUGUGUCAUCACGGCGCGGCCUGAACGUGGAACCAGCAAGUUUACUUGUGAGGUCUCCAGUGAGGGGCCGCGGUUUGCCGUGGAUAGACAAUCGGCCAACAUGACGGUAGCUGUUCUACCAGAAUACGAUCCACUGAUCACGGGUCUCCCAACCAUGGUCCAGGCAGGAGAACAGGCUGUGGUCAACUGCACUUCUGAUUACUCGCUACCAGCGGCCACAAUAGAUUGGUUUGUGGAUUCAGAACCUCAAGAAGAUCCGCUCAUCACCAGUGAAAAUCACGUCUCGGGGGCUGACGGGGAUGGUCUUAGUGCUUCCUGGCGAACUCUACACGUGUACCCUGAUGACUAUCCCACACAACGGGGAUAUCUCGCUUUGAUGUGCCGCGCGACGGUGCCCACGCGACCCCCAAACGUGAGGUCGAUGUCCGUGCGACUGUACGUCGCGAGUCGACCUCAUAUUUCUACUUAUAUGUUUAGUAAAAAUAAUGCCCUGCUACCCAGCAGUAGCGUGAAGACAUUUACGCAGUACACUUGGACGUUGUUAGUUACUGUGCAAGUGUCUAUAUUUGUGACGUAAUUAAUGGACACCCUACUAUUUAACAUACGUACGAAAUGCUGUGAGUGAUUUUAAGUCUUGUUUCUAGGUGUUUAAGGUUGUAAAUUAAGAGGUAAUAUUCAUAUUAAGAUUGUCAUAUUUUGCAGCGCUUGUCAUAGAAAUAGUUUAAUUUUGAUUAUUGAAAAGAUUUGAAAACAAAAAAGAGCGCAAAUUUGGUUCUUCAUAGAAGACUGUUACAGAAGACGGUUCAAACAUAGUUACAUCGUUUUAUACCAGAGUAUUAUCGUAAAGUCUAUGACUAGAGAGUUGCUGAAUGAACAUUGGUGGUAUCGUGCAUGAUAAGGCCACAUGGUUUGCCAGCAGAGUCCCGUCUGUUUCUGUCCCGAAGAAAUGAUGCAUACCACUUUUAUGGUGGGGUUACCAUUCCAUACUACAAUCAAGAGUUCAAUCUCAUGUUACAAGGUGUAAGGCGGCAUUCACUUAAUAACCAGGACUCCGCGAACUCAUUCACGCAUCAAUGCAAUAGAGACAUUUCCAGUAGAAUGUCGUACCAUUGCUAAGAACUACGAUAUGAAAGUGACAUGACCACAUAUUCCUAAAUUCAAUCAAAAGACAUUUUGUAUGUAGUACUGUCUAUUGUUUGAAUCUUAUAUCAAAACAAAAUAAUUCGUUUAUGAGUAAUUCAGUAGAAGAUUGUAAUUUAGAUAAUCCUGGAGCUCAAACUAGACUCAGAAUCUAAACGGCAACUCCUUACCGGUAGUAAAAAUAAGAUAAGAUGUCGAUAUAAUACAGGAGUAUUAAGCGGUAGGCAGCGGCUUGGCUCUGCCCCUGGCAUUGCUGAAGUUCAUGGGCGACGGUAACUACUCACCACCAGGUGGGCCGUAUGCUCGUCUGCCUACAAGGGCAAUAAAAAAAAAGGUAUAACCAGAUUUAAAAGAAAUCCUAAUUUAAUAAAAUCAAUACUGGACCAAUUAAUGGCCAGAAUAUAAAGUUGCAAAAUUACCAUUUCAAAAAUGUUAAAUUUAUCUUACAUUGAUUCCAUAAAGUUUUUGUUUAACAGUUUCAAUGAAA
This is a messenger RNA of Bombyx mori (domestic silkworm), 2096 nucleotides long. RefSeq lists its product as uncharacterized. Bases 204 to 1046 code for a protein of 280 amino acids. The record is from RefSeq and is a predicted model, not a curated record. Lineage: Eukaryota; Metazoa; Arthropoda; Insecta; Lepidoptera; Bombycidae. The transcript is spliced from 6 exons.